AUUCGAAAAUUUCUCCUUGCCCAGAAAAUCAUUUCACCAACCCCAUUUUCCAUGCAAUAAAAAGGGCGAAAUCUUCAUCUUUCUCUUAUUUCUUUUGAUUCAUCGCAUUCCUCUGCUUUUCUGGAUAUGGAAAGAGCUCGGCGGCUCGCGAACAGGGCGAUCCUCAGGCGGGUCGUGGCCGAGUCGAAGCGGCAUCUCCACAUCUCAUCUUCUUCCCCUGCAUUGGUAGACUCUUCUUCGAGUUUCAGGUCUGUCUCUUCUAUGUCUCUGUUGAGAUCCCAUUUGAUAUUGGGAUCGAAUGUGAGAAAUGCAACUGGGUCUGGUGUCGGGUCGCAGCUCAGAUCGAUAUCGGUUGAGUCGCUGAGGCCCAGUGACACCUUCCCUCGUCGUCAUAACUCUGCAACCCCACAGGAAGAAUCCAGUAUGGCUGAAACUUGUGGGUUUUCGAGUCUUGAUGCUCUUAUUGAUGCCACUGUCCCCAAAUCGAUCCGGAUUGGGUCGAUGAAAUUUUCGAAGUUGGAUGAGGGGCUCACGGAGAGCCAGAUGAUUGAGCACAUGAACCAAUUGGCAGCAAAGAAUAAGGUCUACAAGUCUUUUAUAGGGAUGGGUUAUUAUGGAACUCUUGUGCCUCAUGUGAUCUUGAGGAACAUUAUGGAAAACCCGGGUUGGUAUACUCAGUACACGCCUUAUCAAGCUGAGAUAUCGCAAGGGAGGCUUGAGUCUUUGCUCAAUUAUCAGACCAUGGUUUCAGAUCUUACUGGGUUACCCAUGUCUAAUGCUUCUUUACUUGAUGAGGGGACAGCGGCAGCUGAGGCAAUGGCCAUGUGUAAUAACAUCCAGAAAGGGAAGAAGAAGACAUUUCUUAUUGCCAACAACUGCCAUCCUCAGACAAUUGAUGUUUGCAAGACUAGAGCUGAUGGGUUUGGUCUUAAAGUAGUUACUUUGGAUCUUAAAGAUUUUGAUUAUAAAUCUGGUGAUGUUUGUGGGGUUCUGGUUCAGUAUCCAGGUACUGAGGGUGAGGUUUUGGAUUAUGGGGAAUUCAUAAAGAAGGCACAUGCUAAUGGGGUUAAGGUUGUGAUGGCAUCGGAUCUUUUAGCAUUGACAAUUUUAAAGCCUCCAGGUGAAUUGGGGGCAGAUAUUGUUGUAGGCUCAGCUCAGAGGUUUGGUGUUCCAAUGGGGUAUGGGGGCCCUCAUGCAGCAUUCUUGGCUACUUCCCAAGAGUACAAAAGGAUGAUGCCAGGAAGAAUUAUUGGCGUCAGCAUUGAUUCGAGUGGAAAGCCUGCUCUGCGAAUGGCAAUGCAGACAAGGGAGCAACAUAUCCGAAGGGACAAAGCCACCAGCAAUAUCUGCACUGCUCAGGCAUUGCUUGCAAACAUGUCUGCUAUGUAUGCGGUUUAUCAUGGACCAGAAGGCCUUAAGACAAUUGCACAAAGGGUUCAUGGUCUAGCAGCAACUUUUGCUUAUGGUUUGAAGAAGCUUGGCACAGUGGAUCCUCAGGGAAUUCCCUUCUUUGACACUGUGAAGAUCAAGUGUUCUGAUUCAAGGGCGAUUGCUGAUGCUGCUUACAAGAAGGAAAUGAAUUUGCGGAUUUUGGACUCAAAUACUAUAACUGUUUCUUUUGAUGAGACAACAACAUUAGAGGAUGUGGACAAGCUUUUCAAAGUGUUCUCUUGUGGCAAGCCAGUGACCUUCACCGCUGCAUCUCUUGCACCAGAGGUUGAUACCAUGAUCCCACCUGGGCUUGUAAGAGAAAGUUCAUAUUUGACUCAUCCAAUCUUCAACUCGUACCACACGGAGCAUGAGCUACUCAGAUACAUUCAUAGAUUGCAAGCGAAGGAUCUCUCUUUAUGCCACAGUAUGAUUCCUCUGGGAUCUUGUACUAUGAAAUUGAAUGCAACAACUGAGAUGAUGCCAGUGACUUGGCCUAGCUUUGCUAACAUCCACCCUUUUGCUCCUAUUGACCAAGCCCAGGGGUAUCAGGAGAUGUUCAAUGAUUUGGGUGAACUAUUGUGUACCAUCACUGGAUUCGACUCGUUCUCUCUGCAACCUAAUGCUGGUGCUGCAGGGGAGUAUGCUGGGCUAAUGGUUAUCCGUGCUUACCAUCUGGCUAGAGGAGAUCAUCACCGCAACGUGUGCAUUAUACCUGUCUCUGCACACGGGACCAACCCUGCCAGUGCAGCAAUGUGUGGAAUGAAAAUUGUUGCUGUUGGAACUGAUGCCAAAGGCAACAUCAACAUCGAGGAGUUAAGAAAGGCAGCUGAAGCAAAUAGGGACAAUCUAUCUGCUCUUAUGGUCACUUAUCCUUCGACCCACGGUGUCUACGAGGAAGGUAUUGAUGAGAUAUGCAAGAUAAUUCAUGAGAAUGGGGGUCAAGUUUACAUGGAUGGAGCUAACAUGAAUGCACAGGUUGGUUUGACAAGCCCAGGUUGGAUUGGAGCAGAUGUCUGCCAUCUUAAUCUUCAUAAGACAUUUUGCAUUCCCCAUGGUGGAGGUGGUCCAGGCAUGGGUCCCAUUGGUGUGAAGAAACACUUGGCACCAUUUCUACCAGCACAUCCUGUGGUUCCCACAGGGGGCAUACCAUCAUCAGAAAAUGCUCAGCCACUGGGUACUAUCUCUGCUGCACCUUGGGGCUCUGCACUUAUUUUGCCGAUUUCAUACACCUACAUUGCCAUGAUGGGGUCUAAGGGACUCACUGAAGCCUCAAAGAUUGCGAUCCUGAAAGCAAACUACAUGGCCAAACGCUUGGAGGACCAUUACCCAAUCCUUUUCCGUGGCAUCAAUGGCACGGUUGCCCAUGAAUUCAUAAUUGAUUUAAGGGGCUUCAAGAAUACUGCUGGAAUAGAGCCUGAAGAUGUUGCUAAACGUCUCAUGGAUUAUGGGUUCCAUGGGCCAACAAUGUCCUGGCCAGUACCAGGAACACUCAUGAUUGAACCCACUGAAAGUGAAAGCAAGGCAGAGUUAGACAGAUUUUGUGAUGCCCUGAUAUCCAUCAGAGAGGAAAUUGCUCAGAUUGAGAAAGGGAAAGCUGAUCCUAACAACAAUGUUCUCAAGGGUGCUCCACAUCCACAAUCACUCCUGAUGCAGGAUGCAUGGACAAAACCGUAUUCACGGGAAUAUGCAGCCUUUCCAGCUUCCUGGCUCCGAGCAGCCAAGUUCUGGCCUUCAACUGGACGUGUGGACAAUGUGUAUGGUGACCGCAACCUCACUUGUACCCUUCUUUCACCAUCCCAGGCAGCGGAAGAACAGAAGGCGGCAGCUACAUCAUAGGCCUUUGACUUUCCCCAUUUAUAUGGCAUUUUUCUCAUAAACAGGCAGUGAUCUCCUUUCAAAUUGUACAUGUAACAUUCCAGAGGGGCUGCUUGCUUCAGUAACACAUCUUUUACUGAUGGCAGCUCCAUCAUCAUCGUCCAGCUUUCAUUUUUCUCUUCUCACUGCUUAUCCAUUGAAACCGUGUCAUUACAAAGUUAUGAACAGAAAAAAAGAAAAAAAAAGAACAUAGAUUUUAUUUUU
Messenger RNA from Vitis riparia (riverbank grape), 3510 nucleotides. RefSeq names its product glycine dehydrogenase (decarboxylating), mitochondrial-like. Bases 127 to 3267 code for a protein of 1046 amino acids. The record is from RefSeq and is a predicted model, not a curated record. Gene Ontology annotation, cellular component: mitochondrion; chloroplast envelope; glycine cleavage complex. Gene Ontology annotation, molecular function: glycine binding; glycine dehydrogenase (decarboxylating) activity; pyridoxal phosphate binding. Lineage: Eukaryota; Viridiplantae; Streptophyta; Magnoliopsida; Vitales; Vitaceae. The transcript is spliced from 15 exons. Gene Ontology annotation, biological process: glycine decarboxylation via glycine cleavage system.